Molecule: messenger RNA, 2617 nt
Organism: Eriocheir sinensis (Chinese mitten crab)
Lineage: Eukaryota; Metazoa; Arthropoda; Malacostraca; Decapoda; Varunidae
Product: cytochrome P450 3A11-like
Exons: 11
Coding region: 158-1666 (502 amino acids)
Molecular function (GO): monooxygenase activity; oxidoreductase activity, acting on paired donors, with incorporation or reduction of molecular oxygen; iron ion binding
Source: RefSeq, a predicted model, not a curated record
UGUCACUGAAGGAGAGAGUGGGCGGAGCGAUAACGUGCGGGGCGAGGCUGUGGGUACCUCUGCUUGUGCUUCCCGCCCCCGCCUCUCUCCCUCUCUGCCUCACUCCCUCGUCUGCUGUCUUGGUGCAAGGUUGCGUCCUCAGCAUAUAUCCCCAGUGAUGGUGUGGCUGGAGGUGGUAGCGGUGGUGGUGGUGGUGGUGGGCGCGGUGUGGGCCUACAGCAAGCACAAGUUCAGGUAUUGGGAGGCCCGCGGCGUGCCCUCAGCCCCCUCACCUGUCCCUCUGAUCGGCCACAUGCACUAUAUCAUUGACACCAAGAAACACGCAUGGACCUACAUGGAUGAGCUGUACCGGAAGCACGGCGCCGACAAAAUGAUGGGCAUGUACGACCUUCUCUCACCUCGCCUGGUUGUGGGUGACCCCGAGCUGCUGAAGGGCGUGCUGGUGAGGGACUUCGACCACUUCGUUGACCGCCGCACCGUCAAAUUCACCACAGAACAAGACGAGAUCUACAACGAGAUCCUGACCAUUACCACAGGCGACCACUGGAAGGGGGUCAGGUCCGUUCUGUCGCCCUCCUUCACCUCAGGGCGGCUCAAGAACAUGUUCCCGCUGGUUGAGGAGAAAGCCGACGCGUUGGUCUCUUACAUACACCGCCAGAUCAAAACAGAGCCGUCGGUGAAGAUCAAACAGACCUUCGGACUGUACACUCUGGAAGUGAUCUCGUCCUGCGCCUUCGGCAUGGAGACCAACACGCUCUCUGCCGGCAGCUCGGUCUUCAACGAUAAAGUCGAGAAGAUGCUGACCAACUCCGUGUGGGCAAUGAUCAAGUUUAUCGGGUUUGUGGUGUUUCCGUCGCUGUACAGAAUGCUGAAGAUCAACAUGUCCUCUCCAGAAACGCCAUUCUUCCAGCGGGUGGUGGAGGAGACCAUCAGGAAGCGGGAGGAAGGGGCCGCGCGAGGAGACUUCCUGGACAUCAUGAUGGAGGCGCGCCGGGAACAGAAAGACCCCAAUGCCAAGGCGCCCAAAUACACCCUGGAGAACAAGACGGUGGUGGCCAACUCGCUGCUGUUCAUCCUAGCCGGCUACGACACCACCGCCACCACCCUCUCCUUCGUGGUGUUCCACCUGGCCAGGUACAAGACCUACCAGGACCAGGUGAGGCAGGAACUGCUCACCCUCAUCAAGGAGCACGGGACGCUCACCUACCAGGGCGUGAUGGAGGCGCAGAUGCUGGACGCCGUCAUCUCAGAGGCUCUUCGCAUGACGCCACCUGCCCAUGUGACCGAACGUGUGUGUACCAAAGAUUACAGGAUCCCGGACAGUAACGUCACCCUGAAGGAGGGGACCGUGGUGACCGUGCCCAUCUGGUCCCUGCACCAUGACCCGCGGUACUGGGAGCAGCCCGGCAGCUUCAUCCCCGAGCGGUUCCUUCCCGAGAACAAGGACAAGAUAGUCCACGGAACCUACAUGCCCUUCGGACUCGGCCCCAGGAACUGCAUUGGCAUGCGGUUCGCCCUCAUGGAAGUCAAGCUCGCCCUCGCCAAGCUCCUCCUCUCCUUCGAGCUGUCGUGCGUACCUGGCGAAGGUGAGCUCAGGUGUGACCCCGCGCCCGGCCUGAUGAAGCCCUCCCUCGACACCAGACUCAUCUUCACACCUGUGGCCUGACGAGGAGCACAGGUACACCGGGAGGAAGGGAGAGAAAGUGAAAGUGAUGAAGGGAAGGAACGGAUAAAAGGAAAAUGAAGGAGAAAAUGGAGGAGGAGAGGAAAAAGAGAGAAUUCAAGAACAGAUGAUAUUGGACAGGUAUAUGAGUAGGUGUGUGGAGAGGUUAAUUAGGAAAGUAUGUGGAUAGGUUAAUUAGGAAAGUAUGUGGAUAGGUUAAUUAGGAAAGUAUGUGGAUAGGUUAAUUAGGAAAGUAUGUGGAUAGGUUAAUUAGGAAAGUAUGUGGAUAGGUUAAUUAGGAAAGUAUGUGGAUAGGUUAAUUAGAAAGGUAUGUGGAUAGGUUAAUUAGGAAAGUAUGUGGAUAGGUUAAUUAGAAAGGUAUGUGGAUAGGUUAAUUAGGAAAGUAUGUGGAUAGGUUAAUUAGGAAAGUAUGUGGAGAGGUUAAUUAGGAAAGUAUGUGGAGAGGUUAAUUAGGAAAGUAUGUGGAUAGGUUAAUUAGGAAAGUAUGUGGAUAGGUUAAUUAGGAAAGUAUGUGGAUAGGUUAAUUAGGAAAGUAUGUGGAUAGGUGUGUAGGGAGGUGGUGGAUGGAUAGGAGUGUGAGUGUUAGGUGAGGAUGUGAACAUUUGAGUGUGGGAGAGGAUAGAACAAAAUAGGAAGCUAAAGAUGGGUUAACAGACAGACAAACAGACAUAUAUACAGACACAGACAAACACACCGAUUCACAGAUAAACACUGACAGACAAACAGACAGAUAUGCAGACACAAACACACAGAUUCACAGAUAAACACAGACAGACAAACAGACAGAUAUGCAGACACAAACACACAGAUUCACAGAUAAACACAGACAGACAAACAGACAGAUAUACAGACACAAACACACAGAUUCACAGAUAAACACAGACAGACAAACAGACAGAUAUACAGACACAAACACACAGAUUCACAGAUAAA